AUGCAAGUUGAGGCGCGUGGGCUAAAUCUAGGCCGCACGUCGUGGCACUAUGACGAAGUAGACGUGCGGCCGCAGCGCGCCCGCCGCAGGCUCGGCGGUGCGCGCGUGUUAGCGACAAAGUUGCGGGUGGAGCCAUGCCCGACUUUUCGAAGGGCACACCGAAACUCCUCCGAGGGCGCGAUACUUCUGAAGCAAAAGAUGAGUGCGGACACAGGAGUGGAGAUCGAGCUGACCUCAGAUUUCAUCGCCAACAACUUUGUCGAACAGUACUACGCCGCGAUACACAAAGACCCGGAGCUCGUCCGCAAGUUUUACGGCGCCGACUCGACGUCGUCGAAGGAAGAGCCCAUUCUGGGCGCCGACCUGAUUCACGAAAAGAUCGUCUCCCUCGGCCUUCAAGGAGGCCUCGCGUGCAUCCAGCACCUGGUCGCGCAGUCGUCGGCGGAAGGCAUCGUCAUCAUGGUGGUGGGCACCUUCGCGCGCGCCAACGAGUCCGUCUGCCACCCCUUCCGCCAGACCUUCAUCCUCGGCAAGAUGAGCCCCGACGACUCGUACGCCUUUUACCUCCGAAACAACAUCUUUGCAUGGGCGGCGGAGAGCGCGCCGCCGGCCGCGACGACGAGCUCUAGUGCGCCGUCGCGGGUGGACCAGCGGCCAAAGGAGUGGUCCUACGGCGUCUUCUGCCGUUCGGUGCACUCGACGAUCCACGACGCUGCCAAGCUGAGCCCCUUCUUCGCGCAGUUCGGAGAGGUCAAGAGCAUCAGCUGCCGCGACCACGGCAGCCGCAGAUGCCGGCUCCGAUGCAACGCCAUGGUCACCUUCACUUCGCAGGCCGCCGCGAGCUUCGCCCUCAAGAGCUUCGAAGAGAAGCCCGAUAUCUUCACCCUCGAGGGCAAGCCGGAUGCCGGAGCCGGCAAGCCGGUGCGGAUCGAGGAGCUGAAAACCUUCACCGAGCGCUACCCAGGCGGGGCUCCGGCCGGUGGCCAUCGCGCGGGCUAG
This is a messenger RNA of Emiliania huxleyi CCMP1516, 999 nucleotides long. RefSeq lists its product as hypothetical. Gene Ontology annotation, molecular function: mRNA binding. Gene Ontology annotation, cellular component: ribonucleoprotein complex; cytosol. NCBI's taxonomy places the organism in Eukaryota, Haptophyta, Isochrysidales, Noelaerhabdaceae. The record is from RefSeq and is a predicted model, not a curated record. The transcript has 9 exons. The coding region runs from base 1 to 999 and encodes 332 amino acids.